Messenger RNA from Triticum aestivum (bread wheat), 874 nucleotides. RefSeq names its product BAG family molecular chaperone regulator 4. The transcript has a single exon. Gene Ontology annotation, molecular function: protein binding. NCBI's taxonomy places the organism in Eukaryota, Viridiplantae, Streptophyta, Magnoliopsida, Poales, Poaceae. The record is from RefSeq and is a predicted model, not a curated record. Bases 130 to 621 code for a protein of 163 amino acids.
AACUCCAUCAAGCCUCACGCAGCACAACACCCAGAGAGCAGCUAGCUAUCCAUCAUCGACCAUCCAUCAUCACGCACACUGCACACACACGAGGCAGGCAGAGAGAAGCAGAGAGAGCUAGGAGCAGAGAUGGUGAAGAUCCCGAGCCCGAGGAGGCUGUUCAGGAGCCGGUCCAAGAGCACGGCGGGCGGCAUCGGCGGCGGGGUGGACAUGUGCGCCAUGGUGGCCGAGCACGAGAGGAUCGAGUGGGAGGUGCGGCCGGGCGGGAUGCUGGUGCAGAAGCGCCGGGGCCCGGACGACGAUGCGGUGGUCGAGGCCAUCCUGGUGAAGGUCUGCACCGCCGGCGGCGCGUGGCAGCACGACGUCUCCAUCGACGCCACCGCCACCUUCGGCGACCUCAAGGUGCUGCUGUCGCUGGCCACCGGCCUGUGGCCCAGGGAGCAGCGGCUGCUGUACCGGGGCCGGGAGCGGGACGACGGCGACCACCUGCACAUGGCCGGCGUGCAGGACAAGGACAAGGUGCUCCUCCUGGAAGACCCCGCCGUCACGGAGAGGAAGCUCCGGUCCACCAGCCUCGCGCAGCUCAUGGGGGUACCCUGCCAUUCCUUCAUCCAAGUCUAGAAACCCACGCCCAUCAGCUGUUCUCGCUGUUUAUUUGGGCGAAAGAUCGGUUUCAGGUGUGUUAAUUAAGUCUUAACUGCGUUGCUUUCAUUCUUCAGAGUCGUUUUAGGUUUUAACUCCGAGCCUGGAUUCGGCCGGUUAAAUCGAAACAUGUGCAUCGUUAGGACACACUUCCGUACAGUACAGUACAUAUUGUAAAUUACUGUUGUAAUUUGUAUAAGGAGACAAUGACAGUGACUGUGCUGUUUACAAA